Messenger RNA from Cryptomeria japonica (Japanese cedar), 1519 nucleotides. RefSeq names its product probable glucan 1,3-beta-glucosidase A. The record is from RefSeq and is a predicted model, not a curated record. Gene Ontology annotation, biological process: establishment or maintenance of cell polarity; carbohydrate metabolic process; cell migration. Gene Ontology annotation, cellular component: actin cytoskeleton; cytoplasm. The transcript has 8 exons. Bases 25 to 1455 code for a protein of 476 amino acids. Gene Ontology annotation, molecular function: actin filament binding; hydrolase activity, hydrolyzing O-glycosyl compounds. Lineage: Eukaryota; Viridiplantae; Streptophyta; Pinopsida; Cupressales; Cupressaceae.
AGCAUUUAUUGCACAUAGUUAAAGAUGGUGACGUACAAGUCUGUAAACUUGGGAGGGUGGCUCGUUGUUGAAGGAUGGAUCAAACCAUCUUUAUUUGAUAGCGUUCCAGACAAGGAUCUCAUGGAUGGAACUCAAAUUCAAUUGAAAUCUGUCGCAUUGGGUACCUAUCUUGUGGCAGAAGGUGGAGGCGGUGAAAAAAUUGCGGUAAACAGAAAUAGCCCUUCUGGGUGGGAGACAUUCAGGCUAUGGCGGGUAAAAGAAGGAAGCUAUCACCUUAGAGUGUUCAAUAAGCAGUUCAUUGCAGCCCAAAAUGGAGGAGGAGGAAUUGUGAAUGCUGUUGCAACAACACCCAGCACCUGGGAAACUUUCCAGAUCAUAAGGAACAAUUCCAACCCAAACAGAGUACAUAUCAAAGCUUUAAAUGGAAUGUACAUCCAGGCAAAAUCCCAAGAUCAGUUAACUGCCGACUUCCAAGGUGAUCCAGGGUGGGGGAAUAAUGCUGCAACUUUUGAGAUGACCAUUGUCAAAGGAUUGCAAGGUGAGUAUCAGCUCACAAAUGGCCUUGGACCUGACAGGGCACCGCAAGUCCUCAAUGAUCAUCGAAAUUCUUACAUCCAAGAGAGUGAUUUUACUUUUCUUUCCCAAAAAGGAAUUAAUUGCGUCAGAAUCCCCGUGGGAUGGUGGAUUGCAAGUGACCCGAAUCCGCCAGCUCCUUUCGUUGGAGGAUCCCUUCAAGCUCUGGACAAUGCAUUCUCCUGGGCCAAGAACCAUAACAUUAAAAUUAUAGUAACUCUUCAUGCUGCUCCGGGUUCCCAAAAUGGAGACGAACACAGUGGGGCGAGAGAUGGCUACAUUGAAUGGGAUUCAGAAGACAACAUGAAUAAAAGCCUCUCAGUAAUUGACUUUCUUGCUUCCAGGUAUGCCAAUGAUAGUGCUCUUUUAGGAAUUGAGCUGUUAAAUGAGCCUCGUGCACCUGAUAUAGCAGUGGAUAAAUUGCGGACAUACUACAGAAAUGGCUAUAACACUAUUAGAAAGUAUUCUUCCACAGCUUAUGUGGUGAUGUGCAAUCGAAUUGGCCCUGCUGAUCCCAAAGAAUUGUUUGAAAUGAACAAUGGUUUAGCACACACUGUAGUUGAUGUGCAUUAUUACAAUUUAUUUGAUGAUCAGAGGUUCAAAGGGAUGACUGUUCAACAGAACAUAGACCAUGUGUAUGGAGAUAGAGGUUCAACUUUGAGCAGUCUAGUGAAUGCCAACGGUCCUCUCAUCUACGUCGGGGAAUGGACAUCAGAAUGGGAAGUACAGGGUGCAUCAAUGUCGGACUAUCAAAGAUUUGGACAAGCACAGUUGCAAGUUUAUGGAAAGGCUUCUUUUGGAUGGGCUUACUGGACACAUAAGAAUGUCAAUGGCCAUUGGAGUUUUGAGUGGAUGGUCAAAAAUAAUUAUCUGCAGCUAUGAUUCGAAAAAGUGAUAAGGAGCAAUCAAGCUUAGUGUGACAUUUCAAUUGAAUAAACUAACUAUU